This is a messenger RNA of Oncorhynchus masou masou (cherry salmon), 2702 nucleotides long. It is a transcript of the gene piga, whose product is annotated as phosphatidylinositol glycan anchor biosynthesis, class A. Gene Ontology annotation, cellular component: glycosylphosphatidylinositol-N-acetylglucosaminyltransferase (GPI-GnT) complex. The coding region runs from base 353 to 1918 and encodes 521 amino acids. Gene Ontology annotation, molecular function: phosphatidylinositol N-acetylglucosaminyltransferase activity. Gene Ontology annotation, biological process: GPI anchor biosynthetic process. The record is from RefSeq and is a predicted model, not a curated record. The transcript has 6 exons. NCBI's taxonomy places the organism in Eukaryota, Metazoa, Chordata, Actinopteri, Salmoniformes, Salmonidae.
AAGAAAAUGAAGAAGAAGAAGACAAUCUGAAGCAGACCAGGAAGCGACGACGUUGUUUUGAUUGACAGACAUUUGAAUGAAGAUGGGACUGAGACAAAAUGUAGGUUUAUAUCAAACAAAAUACUAUUUCGCUUUGUUUUGAAGGUAAGGUCGUAGUCUCUCAAGUCCCAAUCAUCUAAAUGUUCUGGGAAGCAUUACAGCAAACAUACUAGCUGGCUUACCUAGCCUCAUUUCUAACUUGCUAGCUACGUUAGCAUGCUACCUCCAAGCUACAAAUUAAUCGGUUAUCUAUGGGAAUCGUUGUCCAAGCCACUACAAAGGUGCAUGGUUCCUCUAAAUGUAAGACGCCUGUAUGAGUGACGCACACCACCACCAGCGAAGGAGGGGGGCAGCUUUCCACGCUCCCCCAGCCAACAGACACCCUGAUGGGCUCACAGUGGCUCCCCAGGCCCCUGCCAGGAAGUACAACAUCUGCAUGGUGUCAGACUUUUUUUACCCCAACAUGGGAGGGGUGGAGAGCCACAUCUACCAGCUGUCUCAGUGUCUGAUAGAGAAGGGUCACAAGGUGGUGAUCGCCACCCAUGCCUACGGCUGCAGGAAGGGGGUCCGGUACCUGACCAAUGGGCUCAAGGUCUACUACCUGCCCCUGCAGGUGAUGUACAACCAGUCCACAGCUACCACCUGCUUCCACAGCCUGCCGCUGCUGCGCUGCGUGUUUGUCAGGGAGCGUAUCACCGUAGUGCACGCCCACAGCUCCUUCUCCGCCAUGGGCCACGAUGCAUUGUUCCACGCCAAGACCAUGGGCCUCAACACGGUGUUUACUGACCACUCCCUCUUUGGUUUUGCUGAUGUUAGCUCGAUACUGACCAAUAAGCUGCUGACGGUGUCUUUGUGCGACACCAAUCACAUUGUGUGCGUGUCGUACACAAGUAAGGAGAACACCGUGCUUAGGGCAGCACUUGACCCUGAGAUUGUUUCUGUCAUCCCCAACGCUGUCGACCCCACAGACUUCACCCCCGACCCUUCCCAGCGCUGUGACGACAGGAUCACCAUCGUAGUGGUCAGCCGCCUCGUCUAUCGUAAAGGUAAGGCCUGUAGAUAUGAUUGUAGGAAUGUGAAGUCUCAACUGCUGCUUAUACACUUUUUUUUAGGAAUAGAUCUUCUGGGUGGGAUCAUCCCAGAGCUGUGCCUCAAACAUCCCGAUCUACAUUUCCUGAUUGGUGGAGAGGGACCAAAGAGAAUCGUGUUGGAGGAAGUGAGAGAGAAAUACCAGCUACACGACAGGGUGCGUCUCCUGGGGGCCCUUGAGCAUAAGGAUGUGCGGGGGGUCUUGGUCCAGGGACAUAUCUUCCUCAACACCUCCCUGACCGAGGCCUUCUGCAUGGCUAUAGUGGAGGGGGCCAGCUGUGGACUACAGGUGGUAAGUACGCGUGUUGGAGGGAUCCCUGAGGUUCUACCUGAGGAUCUGAUCACCCUGUGUGAGCCCACCGUGCGUUCUCUUUGUGCCGGCCUGGACAGUGUCAUUGCUAGACAACGAUCGGGCAGCGUCGCCUCCCCAGCUUCCAUCCACGCCCACGUCUGCACCCUCUACACCUGGAGGAAUGUCGCAGAGAGGACAGAGAAGGUGUAUGACCGUGUGGCUGGGGAGAAGGUUCUUCCUCUGGACAGACGGCUGCUCAGACUGAGGGCCCACUGUGGCCCUGUGGCAGGCUCUAUCUUUUCCUUCUUCGCUGUCCUCAACUUCCUCUUCCUGCUCCUUCUCCGCUGGCUCCUCCCAGACCGCCUCAUAGACGUUGCCAUGGAUGCCACGGGGCCCCAGGGGCUGUGGACGCAGGGCUUGGGCGAUAGGAAAGGAACUCACUCUAAAAGUGCCAUGUUGACAAAGGAGGAGCCAGGUGGUCAAAAGACCAAGCUAUGAUGAUAACUCCAAGCAAACACAACUCCUUAUCCUCAACCUUAAUGUAACUGCUUAAAAAAAAUCUUAACUUGACCUCUGACCCAACUACCUGUGGAUACUGACCACUCAUUGCAGAAUGUUUUAAGGGGAACCCUGAUGUUUACAAUAGGAUGAGUGUUCUUGCUCAGGUUAAGACGGUUAUAGAUAUACGUUUUAUUCUUUGUAACCCCGGAAUAAACCCCAAAACUGAAGUACUCCUGUGUUAAUGUUCCACUCAUAGUUUUUGUAUUUUAUAAAGAAGGAUAUACGUUCAUAGAGAAUUAUUUGAUUAAGGAAGGAGGUUGAGGGGUACACCGUUAUUACAAAAAUGCCACAUUGAAUGCCACUGGUUGCCAUAGACAGCAGUAUAAACGUUAAGGGGAGUCUGUAAUAGCGUAGUUUUGUAUUCCAAUCCCACCCACUAACCCAUUUCCCUUGUCCUUUUAUGGUUGAAUUUCAUUUUUUGUAGUUCUCUGCUGUUUAACUUUUUUACUUAUAUCAUGCUUUGCCAAUGUCUUUGUUGGGUGGUUCCUCUGCUAUGGAAAUUGUUUUAUUUGUGUUUUUUUUUUUACAAAUGUUUGUGAGCUCAUGCUUAAGGCUGUGUGUACCCUGAUGAUGCACUGAUUCCUGAACCUUGACCUAUGAUGGAAAUAAGUUUUCUGUUUCAGGAUGACCUAUUUUAUCACCCAUUUUUCUGAUCAAGUAUUUUCAAUAGCUAGGGCCUGAAACUUGUUGUACGUCCUGGAAUAAAAACAUUCAAACUUGU